AUGGCAAACAUUAACAUUGAGAAUUUGAUUAAAACGGACCGAUUUUUGACCUGGCUCCAGGUACCGUCCUGUGCGCGUUGUUCGUUGCCGUUCUCGAACAAUGGACCGGAAGACCUGGUUCAGCGGCUUCCGUUGCUGCUCAGCUGCCACCACAUGCUGUGUGGUCCGUGUGUGCGCGAAUUCUGCAACUGUGACACUAUACGCUGCGAACAGUGUCUCCAUGAGACAGUGGUGAAGGAUUGUGAUAAUCCUGCCUCGGUCCUGAACCCUAGCUACUAUCUACUCGGUAGCAUCCAGCAAGCACAGUACGAACUGGAGAAUCUCGAAUCUUACCGUGAUGCACGACGGAACUCCGAGCGUCAGGAAAUCACCGCGGAAACGGUGUCGCCCGGCGAGACGCUACUCGUUUCCCAGCUGGACAGCGCAAAAAAAGUUCAGGCGCUGUUAGAAGAUGCAUACCAUUCGUACGAACGUUCCAAAAACCAACUAGAAAAGUUCGACCGCGAGCAGCGGAGCAACGUUGGCUCGGUGAUCGGGAAAGUCAAUGACUACUUUCUGCAACUGCACAACACAUUGCAACAGGUACAGGACCAACAGUUGCAGAGAAUUCGCAACAAGUAUGCCGAGAUUCGGCGCCAGCAGGAGGACGAUCAGUUGCAGCUCGGGGAGGUGCACGGUCAACUCACCAAGUUCCUGAAAAUGAUAAAAUGGUUCAAUGACAAAGAUAAGAAACAAAAAACUAGCCCACCCUGGUUGAACUUUGUCCAGGAUGUGAAAACGUAUCUUGAAAACGAACCGAUUCAGCUUCGGGGUAACUCCCUCCGGCAGCAGCAGCAUCCAUUCCGCUUUAGCGGCGGUGAGGCGACCUUGGCGUCUGUGUCACGUCUGGAUCACGGUCGGCUGGUGUCAGAAACGUUAACGGUCAAAGAGCUGGCAAAGUUAGUACCAUUUACUACCCAGUCGAAAUCAAAAGCGAAACAGAAGCGAAAUACCGAUAGCUCUUCGGAGAGAAAGGAAACGCUGAACACCGACCUCAGUUCCACCGUCCGACCACAGGAGGACGGAACGAGCAACCCUGAACAGACCCAUAAGACGUUUCUGGACCACCAAGGUAUCCGUGUGCUCGUGACGCACAUCGUGUCGCCGCAGCAGCUGUACGUGCAGGAUGAAAGGUUUGCGAAAACUGCACCCGCCCUGGCAGAAUUGUGUAAUUCUGAGGCCCAGAAGUAUCACACUGAGCUUGAGGGCCCGUUUACGAUCGCGGAGGGUUCGCUGUAUCUCGUGCGGCCCGUCGUCGAGUCAUCGUUUUCCUGGCCUGCCAAGUGGUACCGGGCGCGAGUGACUCGCAAAUAUCCACCGCAGCAGUAUCUCGUCCAGUACAUCGACUUCGGGCAUCUGGAAAUGGUGCGAGAGGAUCAAAUUCGGCCGAUAUCACCUGAACUCAAUGGGUUUGUGAUCGGUGCGCAGAAGGUUUCCCUGUACGAUGUGACACCCAAGGUGCGUGCGUCCGGAACCAACGACGAAUGGGCGGAGGAGUGCCGUCAGCUGAUGGUCGAUUUCAUCGCCAAUCGACAGGUGGUGAUGGUCGUGCUGACAAAGGAAGGGAACGUUCAAUCACUGCGCGAAGCGCUGCACUAUUUCGAUCUGUGCCAGACGGUACCCGGUGAUCGGCAACAGCCCAAAGCUGCACAACGCCUGAAACGCUGGCUGCAGAUGCAUAGGAGCAAACAUAGGAACAAUACAACGUCGCCACGCAAGAUCGUCCAACACGACAGCUUUCCGUGCACGAUCCGGCACAGUACGACACCGGACAAUUUCCAGGUUAUGCCCACCAAGUGGGGUGUGGACAUUCUGGAACCGAUACAACAGGAGCUCGAUCAAGGCGCCUCGGAGCGUGCCAAAGUGUACGCUCCUUACGUAGGACAGGUUUGUGCCUUCACCGACCAACGGGAAACACAAGGCGGUGGCACAGGGCACUGGAUGCGGGGUCGGGUGACGCACGUUGGCGUUCGCCAGUGUGAGCUGUUGGCGAUAGACAGCGGCAAACUGUAUGCCAACAUCGCUUGGGAUAACAUCCGGUUGAUGGCCGCAGAAUCCUUAACGCUAUGGGUCGCUCCCGUGGUCGUCAACUGUCAACUGGCGUACAUUCGCCCGAAGCCGACCAACAACGACAAAGACGGUGCAGGGGACAGCUGCCAAUGGUCUCGCGAAGCGGUACAGGAGUUUAAUCAGAUCCUCGCAAGUCGCACGAUGCAGUUCGAGGUGACGAUCGAGACAAAGCCCGAGGAUAACGUUCCCUACAGCGUACUGCUUUACCUGCUCAACCGGAAGACGCGCGACACGUGUGUCAAUGGUCUGCUCGUUCAGAAUGGGUACGCCGAGUGUGUCAGCCCGCGCAGUGAUCUGAUCGCCGAUCGUGUCAAAGAGGUGAUCGCCGAACCGGAAAGCAUACAGCGGAAAAAGAUGUCGGGGCGAAAGGCAGGUGGCUUAAAGCCAUCGCAGACCGUUUUGCUCAGCGAUCCCCGAGUUCCAGUUAAACUUCUGCGUGUCCAGUCACCGGCCGAAUUUUACGUCCAGCGCAAGUCCUGCAAAGCCGGCAUGGAGCAGCUACACCACGAGAUCCAAGAGUACAUGGACGAUCGCAUCGAAGAAGAGGAAGCAGAUGCGGAACAGGAACAGCGUGCGAUCGGUGACGUUUGCGUAGCGUUCGCACGUGCGCCCGGGAGCGCCUCCUGCGAGUGGUACCGUGCGCAGGUCACGGCCAUUCUCGAAGGUGACAACAGCCAGUACGAGAUGUUUCUGAUCGACCAGGCUGUCAGCGUGCAGGUUCAUCGAGCGAACAUGGCACGCCUUCCACAACGCUUCGCCCAAAUCCAGCCGGCUGCAAUCCGAUGCAAGCUGGCCAACGUGAAGCCGGUCGGUGGCAGCGAUCGGUGGCACCAAUCGUCGAUCGAUAACUUCAAAAGUGUCGCUUGCUCGUUUCCCGCCCAUGCCGUGUUGCUCGAGCGCAACCACGAGACCACCCGGGAACUCCCGGUGGUGCUCUGGGGCGUCCGAGUGGAGGAAACGGGUGCUCUGACUCCACGGCGUACCGUUUACACCAACGUCAAUCGGUCGCUAGUGGAUAGCGGGUAUGCGCAUCGGAUCGCACCAACUGAGCCGCCCGGUGGCAGCGAUCCCCCCGUCAGCCCACCAACUGUCGACGAUGAAGUGCAAACGUUCGAGAAGGCGGUCACCAGUCAGUUUGAAACGGAGUACAGACAAUUGCAGCAGUUUUUUCGAGCCAUCGACGACGCCACCAGCCAAACGGCGUCGUCUGCAAAACUUGUAAAGUCAACGGCGAGCCGGGACGACGAGGCGUGGGAAGAAACGAUGCGUUCACUGAUCGACCGGCAGGUGAUGGAGAUCGCCGAUUGGCCCGACGCACUGCCAGUCGAAAAGUCCAUCUUUGUCGGUACACCGACGCACGUGGGAACGGAUGGAACGAUCUACUUGCAAGACGAGUCCUACCACUCGGUGGUCACGCAGAUGAAAAACGAAAUCCAGCAGUACGUAACCACAACGACCGAGAUGGGCGAUGGGCGUAUCAAAAGCCGACUGCUUGCCGUCGGGGAUGUUUGUCUCGCGCGCUUCUACUUGGACCAAAACUACUACCGUGCCCGGGUGACGGCGAUUGGGAAGGGCAAGACUUACAGUGUGCAGUUCGUUGACUAUGGCAACAUAGAACAGUGCACGAUCGAUGAUCUGCGCUGCGACACGAUCUGCUGCCGGAUGCCGGUUCUAGUGAAUGGCUUCCGUCUGCAUGACCUGGAGCCACGCGAAAGUGUACCCGGUGGUCAGUGGCCCGAUGCGGCACUGGAUACCCUGCACUCGCUGAUCGUGACGAAACGGUGCACGGUGCGUGUCAUUGGCAAACGGUUACGGGGCGAUCCUGAUCCUCGUUGCACACUGCACAUCGUCGAUGGCAAUGUGGACGUUGCCGAGGUUCUCUGCGGCUUGCAACUGUUUGUCCGAGGCGAAGACAAGAAGCAGAAGAAGAAGCGUGACAGUAAUUUAAUCGUACAGUUCACUAAUGCACCCUCCGAUGCGCCGUGCCGCAGCAUCAUGGACAUAAUGAAUGAAAUAGUGUGCGACGACGAAGGCAUCGAAGGGACAGAUGACCCUUAUGCGCACGACGAUGGUUACGAUGACAACGCGAGUAACAGUGACAGGGCGACUCAUUCCUCGGGCAGUUCCGUGUGCGAUCCUAUCGAUCUGCUAUCAGCUGCGCGCGACUUCGGCGAACCGCCGAUGGUCGAUACUCCUCUUCCUUCGCCGGAAUCGUUUAACUCGCACGAGUUCGAAACCUCGUCCUUGCGGUCGUCGGUGGAGCGCCUGUUGGGAGAGUCGCACCUUCGGAAGUUGGGUGGAUGUGGCUCUUUCGCCGGGUUUCCGAUACUUCAGUUCGAUCAGUAUCAGCGAGGGUUCUACGCCGUGUACACCAACUACACCGAUCCGCUGACCCUUCACGUGUAUCCCCAAAUCGAGGGUCACACGAUUCGAAUGGGUCAAAUGGCGCAGGCCAUCCAGACGUAUGUCAUGUCGAACAAUAAGUUCCACAAGUGGCAAGCGUCGCUGCUCGAACCGCAAGCCCCCUGCCUGGCCCGGUUUGCGGAGGACGGGCAAUUCUAUCGGGCCGUGAUCGAGGGGUGCGACCACGAGACGCGUGAAGCUCGCGUCCUGUUCGUCGACUACCUGAAUCGUGCUACGGUUCCGAUCGAUACGGGCAUCCGCAAGUGUCCGACGGCGAUCCAGAGCAUUCCGCUGCACAAUGUUACCGUGCGAUUGGCGGGCGUUCGGCCCAACCCACGCAACCGAGAGGACGACGUGGCGUGCCAGCUGGCUACGCGUCUGCAGAAAUCGUUCUACGUUCGCCUGCUGCACCAAACCUACCAGAGGGCAGAGGGCGGCCUACCGAUACCGCUGGUGGAGCUGUACACCAGCGAGGACUACCGCACGCUCGUUUACCAACCGCUGAUGGACGAGAAGUUCUUCCUGACAGAUCCCCUCGGUUCAACCAAAUGAUGCGUU
This is a messenger RNA of Anopheles cruzii, 5070 nucleotides long. It is a transcript of the gene qin, whose product is annotated as RING finger protein 17. The record is from RefSeq and is a predicted model, not a curated record. The transcript is spliced from 4 exons. The coding region runs from base 1 to 5064 and encodes 1687 amino acids. Lineage: Eukaryota; Metazoa; Arthropoda; Insecta; Diptera; Culicidae.